Molecule: messenger RNA, 4512 nt
Organism: Nematolebias whitei (Rio pearlfish)
Lineage: Eukaryota; Metazoa; Chordata; Actinopteri; Cyprinodontiformes; Rivulidae
Gene: thsd7ab
Product: thrombospondin type-1 domain-containing protein 7A
Exons: 23
Coding region: 1-4512 (1503 amino acids)
Biological process (GO): actin cytoskeleton organization
Cellular component (GO): plasma membrane
Source: RefSeq, a predicted model, not a curated record
AUGGGGCUGGGGUGGAGGGGUGCAGGAGGGACCCUCAAUAAAAGGACAGGGGAGAGCUUUUUGGUGACAUUGCUGCUGUUCUGUGGUUUCUGGAAGGCUCACACGCAGGCAGACGAUGGGAAGUCUGUCUACUUCUGGGAAACAGGUCCGUGGGGGAGAUGCAUGGGCAGCGACUGUGGUCCGGGCGGCAGCCAGAGCCGAGCAGUGUGGUGCGCCCAUGUGGACGGCUGGACCACGCUCCACACGAACUGCGACCAGGGUCAGCGUCCCUCCAACCAGAGAAACUGUUUCCGAGUGUGCGACUGGCACAAGGACCUGUACGACUGGAAACUGGGUGCCUGGAACGAGUGUGUGCCGGUGUCGGCAAGGACCUUCGGGGCCCCACGGCUGUUCACGUGCAGCGGAGGCGAAGAGGGCAUUCAGACUCGGGAGGUGGGCUGCAUGCUCAAGUCUGAUGGGUCUCCAGCAGAGGAUGCCAUCUGUGAGUACUUUGAGCCCAAGCCUCGCCUGGAGCAGGCGUGCUUGAUCCCCUGCCCUCAGGACUGUGUGGUUUCUGAGUACUCGCCGUGGACUUCCUGCUCCAAAACGUGCGGAACAGGCCUCAGGAACAGAGUACGCAGCGUCCUGGUUCCUCCGCUUUUUGGAGGCUCCAUUUGUCCCAAUCUCACUGAAUUCCAGUCUUGUAAACCAGGAACCUGCACGGGUCCGGAGGGCCUGUACAGUCUCAGGGUCGGACCAUGGAGCCCUUGCGCCCUACCUCAAACACGGACAGCACGGCAGGCCAAACGCAGGAAAGGUAAAGGCCAAGGCCUCAGGGACCGAGCAGGAGUUAAAGAUCCGGAGACCAGGGAACUUAUUCAGAAGAAGCGGUCCAGGAAUCGACUGAACCGGCAAGAAAGUCCCUUUUGGGACAUCCAGGUGGGGUUUCAGACCCGGGAAGUGAUCUGCAUACAUCGCAACGGGAGCAGCGUUGGACGCAACCUGUGCAUGCCUCGGGACCUGCCGCUGACCAUCCAGUCCUGCAUCCUUCCCAAAGACUGCCAGGUUACCGAGUGGACCGAGUGGAGCUCCUGCUCAAAGACCUGCGUGGACCCCGAGUCUCUGAAAGGAAAUCGCACUCGGAGAAGACAGGUGCUGCAGUUCCCCGUCGGUGAAGGUGAGGAGUGCCCGCCUCUGGAGGAGAUGGAGUCCUGCGAACCUCGGGGAGAAAGCCUGCCACCCUGCACCACAUACAUGUGGAGGACCACCGAGUGGAGCGACUGCCGGGUGGACUUACUGCUGAGCCAGCAGGACCGGCGCCGCAGCAACGUGACGGGGCUUUGUGGAGGAGGUCUGCAAACGAGAGAAGUUUACUGUGUCCAGGCCAACGCAGAGCUCCUGAAAUACCUCAACGACCUCAGAGAAAAAGAAAAAGCAGGUCAGACCCAAAGACAGUUGAAGCCUAGUGUCCCCCCUCUCCUCUCCGUCACCUUCCAGAUUACAGCGUCCCGCCCCGUGGAAAAUCAGCUGUGCAAGGGUCCGAUCCCAAACACAUCCCAGCUCUGCCAAAUCCCCUGUCCUAUCGACUGCGAGGUGUCACCCUGGGGGGCCUGGGGGCCGUGCGUCUUUGAAAACUGUGAUGAUCAAACCGGAAAGAAAGGUUUCAAACUUCGGAGGCGACGGAUCACCAACGAGCCGUCGGGCGGUCCGGGGAACUGCCCGCACCUGGCGGAGGCGAUGCCGUGCGACGAGCCCAGUUGUUACAACUGGCAGCUGCUCGGUCUGGAUGAAUGCGUUCCUGAUGACGGGAAGCCGUGCGGCCCCGGCACUCAGCCGCCGCAGGUCCGAUGCAUCAACAGCAACGGUGAGCGGAGAGAAGCCAGUCGAGCAGAUCACGUGAUGUUUGCAGAGCUGAGCGGAUGCAACUCAUUCCUCCUGUUUGUUGACGGGAGCGCCACCGGGUCGGGUCGUAUUCUUCACUACAGAACACCCUCAGGUGGAGCCUUGUGUCCGAACAGCAGCGCCCUUCAGGAGGUGCAGAACUGCAACGAACACCCUUGUAUGGUCUACCACUGGCAGACGGGGUCCUGGGGCCCAUGCACGGAGGACCCCUCAGCCUCAACACUCAACACCUCUGCAGGGUCCAGGGUCAGUCCCAGUGGGGACGGGUCGGGUCUCUGCUCCAUGGGGGUACAGACUCGAAAGGUCAUGUGUGUCCGGGUCGGCGUGGGACAGGUGCCACCGAAGAAGUGUCCAGACGCCCCUCGCCCGAGCACGAUGCGGUCGUGUCAGCUGCCCUGCAAGAAGGACUGCAUCGUCACCCCGUUCAGCGACUGGACCGAAUGUCCGGGGACCUGCGACGCAGCUGGUGAUGCUGUGAAGAGGAAGCAGUCUCGAAAACGUCUCGUCAUCCAGAUGCCUUCCAACGAAGGACAGGAGUGCCCCGAGGUGCUGGAAGAGGAGAGGGACUGCGAGGUCCCAAAAGUCUGUCCAGGAUUCAGGUGGAAAACCCACAAGUGGAGGAAGUGCCAGCUGGUGCCCUGGUCUCUCCGAAAGGACUCUCCUGGUGCACAAGAGACCUGCGGACCAGGACUUCAGACCAGAGCGGUGUCCUGUCGCCAGCUGGACGGGACGCAGGCCGACAUCAGCGAGUGUCUGAGAUCCGCCAAGGCCAUGCCCGCCAUCACUCAGCGCUGUCAGCUCCCCUGCCAGGACGACUGCCAGUUGACCAACUGGUCCAAGUUCUCGUCCUGCACAGCUGACUGCGUGGGGGUCCGCACCAGAAAGAGAGCAUUGAUAGGGAGGAGCAAGAAGAAGGACAAGUGCAAAAACACACAGAUGUACCCUCUGAGUGAGACGCAGUACUGCCCCUGCGAUAAGUACAACGCCCAGCCGGUGGGGAAGUGGUCGGACUGCAUCCUGCCCGAGGGAGGCCGCGUGGAGAGCACCAUGGGGAUGAAGGUCCAGGGCGACAUUAAGGAGUGUGGACAGGGCUACCGCUACCAGGCCAUGGUGUGCUACGACCAGGACAACCGGCUGGUGGAGACCUCCCGCUGCAACAGUCAAGGGUACAUCGAGGAGGCGUGCAUCAUCCCCUGCCCGUCCGACUGUAAGCUCAGCGAAUGGUCCAACUGGUCGCGCUGCAGCAAGUCCUGCGGAAGCGGAGUGAAGGUUCGCUCCAAAUGGCUCCGGGAGAAACCCUACAACGGGGGCCGGCCGUGCCCCAAACUGGACCACAUCAACCAGGCUCAGGUGUAUGAGGUGGUGCCGUGCCAGAGCGACUGCAAUCAGUACGUUUGGGUCACCGAGCCCUGGAGUGUGUGGAAAGUCAGCAACGUGGACCUGAAGGAGAACUGUGGGGAAGGUGUCCAGACCAGAAAAGUCAGGUGCAUGCUGAACACUGUGGACGGCCCGUCUGAGUCUGUGGAGGAUUAUCUGUGCGACCCAGAAGAGAUGCCUCUGGGGGCCCGGGAGAGCCGGCUGCCCUGCCCCGAGGACUGCGUCCUGAACGACUGGGGCCCCUGGAGCCGCUGCAGCAUGCCCUGCACCAGCAACAACAGUCGAGCGCGAGCAGCAUACGCGCUCCGGUACCCCACCGUGGGAAGGCAGUGCCCAGAGACGACCGACAGAGAGCCUUGCCGUCUGAAUCUCAACUGUUUCAACUACUUCUACAACAUCACAGGUAAAAUGCGGCGGCAGCGCUCCGUGGUCCAGGCCUCCCAGGGCGAUGGCCGGCCGUGCCCCUCCCAGAUGGAGCAGUGGAAGCCCUGCCCCGUCCGACCCUGCUACCGCUGGCAGUACAGCCCCUGGUCGGAGUGCCGGGUGGAGAGUGUGGUGUGCGGACACGGCACGCGUUACAGGAACCUGUCCUGCUUCGUGUCGGACGGCUCGGGCGACGGUGAGAGCAGCAUGGUGGACGAGGAGCUGUGCAGCAGCCUGGAGCUGGCCGUGGACAGAGACAAACAGAUCAUCCUUAAAGAGGCGUGCGUCCUUCCAUGUCCAGGUGGAUGUCCGGCCAUGAAUCCUCCGGAGGACAACAGCUCCUGUGACCCCCCCUGCCUCAUGCCCAGGUCCUUCUGCAGCGAGGCCGGUGUCUGCAUGUGCGACGAGGGCUUCACAGAAGUUCUGUCUUCUGAUGGGCAGCUGACCCAGUGCGCCCCCAUCCCAAUCCUGGAGAUCCCCACGGCGGGGGACAAGAAGGGCGACGUGAAGACCAGCCGUGCCGUUAACCCCACGCUCCCCACCACCGUCCAGCCCGGACGCACCGGGCGGACCUGGUACCUGCAGCCCUACGGACCAGAUGGGAAGCUGAAGAUGUGGGUGUAUGGUGUAGCAGCCGGAGCCUUUGUGCUCCUCAUUUUCAUAGUGUCUAUGAUAUACCUAGCUUGCAGCCUCUGUGCCAAGGUGCAUCACUCUCUUAAGACCCAAGAGCCUGACACCAACGGGACGGCGAUGUGGACAGGCCAGAACUCACAUGAGAUGGUUUACAUCUGUCCUGAAUGUCAAGAGCUGACUCAAAACAGCAGUAGUUAA